AUGAAUGAGACAGUUCGUUAUGCUACUUCAGUACCUUCGCCAACCACAACCCGCACCUAUGGGCUGCCAUAUUCUGAAGCUGUCAAGCACCUCACUACGAGCCCGGUGACAACGACAUGGGGUAACUGGCUGCCUGACCAGACAGUGAUCACUGCAAUGGACACAGACAACCCGUAUGGACAAGCAGCAUGGUCCUCGCUAUGGCAACAAGCCGGUCUCGAAAACUACACCACUACCGGUUUGUAUUCAACAACGGUCAGCCCAACGCUGGUUCCUAGGAGUGAGCUAGUCCUACCACCACGAGACUACUUCGGACCAACGGAUUGUUACAACUUCCCCAAAGACUUCAUAUUUGGCGUUGCAGGAAGCGCAAAUCAAGUAGAAGGUGCCAUUGGCUUGGAAGGCCGAAGCCCUACCAUCCUGGAAAAACUGGCAAAUGCUUCUCAGCCGAAGAAUUACGUGACGAACGAGAACUACUACCUGUACAAACAAGACAUUCAACGUCUGGCUUCCAUGGGCGUCAAAUACUACAGUUUCUCCAUCCCAUGGACGCGAAUUCUACCCUUCGUGCUCCCCGGCUCCCCCGUGAACGAACAGGGCAUCAAACACUAUGACGAUCUGAUUAACACCAUACUCGAUGCAGGGAUGUUGCCCAUUGUCACGUUGCUUCAUUUCGACAGUCCGCUAAUAUUCGUGGCCGGCGAAAACUCGUCCGCUCGUCCUGACUUUGGCCUCAGCAAUGGUGGCUAUCAGAACGAGACCUUCGUCGACGCCUUUGUCAACUACGCAAAGAUUGUUCUCACCCACUAUGCUGAUCGUGUUCCGAUUUGGGUCACAUUCAACGAGCCUUAUCUCUUCUCAUAUAAUUUCGCCGGCGCCGAUAACGUCGUGCAUGCUCACGCACAAGUGUACCAUUUCUACCGCGACGAGCUGAAGGCAACCGGGCAGAUGGGCAUCAAAUUGAGCGAUAACUUCGGGGUGCCCCUCGAUCCUCGCAAUUCCAGCGACGUCCUUGCGGCCAACCGAUUCCAAGAGAUCCAGCUAUGCCUCUACGCCAACCCUAUCUUCCUAGGAGAGCAGUAUCCGGAUUCGGUCCUGACCACUCUCCCCGGCGCCACGCCGAUCAGCGAGCAAGAUCUCUCGUACAUAGCCAACACCUCCGACUUCUUUGGUAUCGACCCGUACACUGCAACGGUAGUUUCCCAGCCCUCCGGAGGGAUUGAUACCUGCGCAAAAGACCACUCCGCAGAGAACUCCUUGUUCCCAUACUGCGUCGUGCAGGAGACAAAGAACGUCUACGGCUGGAAUAUCGGCUACCGCUCUCAUAGCUAUGUGUAUAUCACCCCAAUCUAUCUCCGAGAAUACCUCAACUACCUCUGGAACACUUUCCGAAAGCCGGUGUUCGUCAUGGAGUUCGGGUUCCCCGUGUCUCACGAGGCUGAUAAGGAGCUAUCGGAUCAGCUGUUCGACACCCCACGCAGUAUCUACUUUCUCUCCUUCAUGUCAGAGAUCCUGAAGGCCAUCCAUGAAGACGGGGUGCAUGUGAUGGGUGCUUUGGCUUGGUCGUGGACUGAUAAUUGGGAGUUUGGAGACUAUUCGCAGCAGUUUGGGCUGCAGGUGGUGAAUCGGGUGACGCAGCAGCGGUCCUUUAAGAAAAGUUUCUUUGAUCUGGUGGAUUUUGUGGGGGCAAGACUAUGA
Messenger RNA from Aspergillus tanneri, 1698 nucleotides. RefSeq names its product glycoside hydrolase family 1 protein. Gene Ontology annotation, biological process: carbohydrate metabolic process. Gene Ontology annotation, molecular function: beta-glucosidase activity. The record is from RefSeq and is a predicted model, not a curated record. Bases 1 to 1698 code for a protein of 565 amino acids. Lineage: Eukaryota; Fungi; Ascomycota; Eurotiomycetes; Eurotiales; Aspergillaceae. The transcript is spliced from 2 exons.